UCAUAACGAAAAUUCUUGGCCCACCUUCUGACAUUCGCAGACCAGAUUUCUUAAAAACACCAGAGUAUCCACGAGGAUUAGAGUUUGACAUUUAUUAUCCGCAAUAUGGAUUUUGCAAUAGAGGUACAAGUCAAAUAGAA
Molecule: messenger RNA, 140 nt
Organism: Cetraspora pellucida
Lineage: Eukaryota; Fungi; Glomeromycota; Glomeromycetes; Diversisporales; Gigasporaceae
Source: the annotation of a GenBank genome assembly